This is a messenger RNA of Chionomys nivalis (European snow vole), 4654 nucleotides long. It is a transcript of the gene Zhx1, whose product is annotated as zinc fingers and homeoboxes 1. Gene Ontology annotation, biological process: regulation of transcription by RNA polymerase II. Gene Ontology annotation, cellular component: nucleus. The coding region runs from base 493 to 3147 and encodes 884 amino acids. The record is from RefSeq and is a predicted model, not a curated record. Gene Ontology annotation, molecular function: DNA binding; DNA-binding transcription factor activity, RNA polymerase II-specific. The transcript has 5 exons. NCBI's taxonomy places the organism in Eukaryota, Metazoa, Chordata, Mammalia, Rodentia, Cricetidae.
GAGAAGACUGCUAACUACUUUGGGACUAUCUGUGAUGAUGGCCUGAGCCAAGUACCUCAUUUGAAGGGAUAACCUUCCGCUUUAAUGAACAAAAUUCUGAGGAAGCUAUGGCAGAAGAAAUUUGAUCCCAGUUAUAGAUGGUUGUGAGCUACCAUGUAGUUGCUGGGAAUUGAACUCAGGACCUCUGGAAGAGCAGCCAAGUGCUCUUAACUGCUGAGUCAUCUCUCCAGUCCCGUUCCCUGGGUUCUGCUUCUUCCUUCUCCUGUGGGCUAGGUGGUUGGAGUUGUGCUUCACACAUUUCAACAGCUCAGCAGUGUUUUAUCUGCCAACUAAGCUUUUUACUUGAUUGCACCAUGGAAAUGCUACUAAUGAGACUUGCGGAGCAUAAAAGUGGACUUGAAGAGCCAGAAGCCACUGUUUUCAAAUGAAGGAUUCCAGUUUUAAGCCUCAGUGCUUUUAAAUCACCACUGAUAUUUACCCCCUAAAAUCAAAAUGUCAAGCAGACGAAAAUCAACAACACCUUGCAUGGUCCUUGCCAGUGAGCAGGAUCCAGACCUUGAGUUGAUAUCAGAUUUGGAUGAAGGUCCUCCUGUCCUUACCCCCAUAGAGAAUGCUAGAGCAGGGAGUGUCUCCAGUGAUGAAGAAGUUCAUGAGUCUGUGGAUUCUGACAAUCAGCAAAAUAAAAAAGUGGAAGGGGGCUAUGAAUGUAAAUAUUGUACUUUUCAAACUCCAGAUCUAAAUAUGUUUACUUUCCAUGUAGAUUCAGAGCAUCCUAAUGUUGUCCUGAAUUCAUCCUAUGUUUGUGUUGAAUGCAAUUUUCUUACCAAAAGGUAUGAUGCACUUUCUGAGCAUAAUCUGAAAUACCACCCAGGAGAAGAAAAUUUUAAGCUGACUAUGGUGAAGCGUAAUAACCAGACAAUCUUUGAACAAACAAUAAAUGAUCUGACUUUUGAUGGUAGUUUUGUUAAAGAGGAGAAUUCAGAGCAUGGAGAAUCCAUAGAUGUUUCUUCUUCAGGAAUCUCCAUCAGUAAAACUCCCAUCAUGAAAAUGAUGAAAAAUAAGGUAGAAAACAAACGGAUUACAGUCCAUCAUAACUCCGCGGAGGACACUCCUGACGAGAAAGAGAAUGGAGUAAAAGUAAGCCGGGAAGAAAAUGUAGAAAGUGCGACUUCUUCAGCUCCAGAAUCCAAUACAAGUACUUCUACCAUCAGCAGAGUGCAUCCCAAUCCUGCUAGCACAGUAGUGACGCCCUCCGCUGUUCUUCCUGGAUUAGCACAGGUGAUCACUGCAGUGUCUGCUCAGCAGAAUUCGAACUUGGUUCCUAAAGUCUUAAUCCCUGUUAAUAGCAUUCCUACCUACAAUGCUGCAUUGGAUAACAAUCCCCUUCUACUCAAUACCUACAACAAAUUCCCUUACCCUACAAUGUCAGAAAUUACAGUUCUUUCUGCUCAAGCAAAAUAUACAGAGGAACAGAUCAAGAUCUGGUUUUCAGCCCAACGUUUAAAGCAUGGUGUUAGUUGGACUCCUGAAGAAGUGGAGGAGGCAAGGAGGAAACAAUUCAAUGGAACAGUACAUACUGUACCUCAGACCAUAACUGUUAUUCCUACACACAUUUCCACAGGGAACAAUGGGUUACCGUCUAUUUUACAGACAUGCCAAAUAGUUGGUCAGCCAGGUCUGGUUCUUACUCAAGUAGCUGGAGCAAACACUUUGCCUGUAACAGCACCUAUCGCCCUGACAGUGGCAGGGGUUCCAAAUCAAACAAAUGUACAAAAGAGUCAAGUACCUGCUGCUCAGCCUGCUACAGAAACAAAAGCGGCCACAGCAGCAGUUCCAGCAUCGCCAAGUGUCAGACCUGAAGCUGCACUAGUGAACCCGGAUUCAUUUGGUAUUCGAGCCAAAAAGACUAAAGAACAGCUGGCAGAAUUGAAAGUUAGCUAUCUUAAAAACCAGUUUCCCCAUGACUCAGAAAUUGUUAGGCUUAUGAAAAUAACAGGCCUUACUAAAGGCGAGAUUAAAAAAUGGUUUAGUGAUACAAGGUACAACCAGAGAAAUUCAAAGAGUAAUCAGUGCUUACAUCUCAAUAAUGACUCUUCUGCCACUAUCAUUAUAGACUCCAGUGAUGAAACCCCAGAACCCCCAGCUGCAGUUACUACACAGCCGAAACAAUCCUGGAAUCCCUUUCCUGACUUUGCUCCCCAGAAGUUUAAGGAAAAAACUGCAGAGCAACUUCGUGUCCUUCAAGCAAGUUUUCUCAACAGUUCUGUGCUUACAGAUGAAGAAUUAAAUAGGUUAAGAGCGCAAACCAAACUUACUAGAAGAGAAAUUGACGCUUGGUUUACAGAGAAGAAAACAAAAGCUUUAAAGGCUGAGAAAAAAGAAGUAGAUGAAAGUAAUGUAGGCAGUUCCAAAGAAGAGCCUGGAGAAAGUAAUGUAGGCAGUUCCAAAGAGGAGCCUGGAGAAAACUCUCCUGCAGACGAAGCAGUUGCACCUAAGUCGGGAGGUACAGGCAAGAUAUGUAAGAAAACACCAGAGCAACUGCACAUGCUUAAAAGUGCAUUUGUCCGAACACAGUGGCCAUCACCAGAAGAGUAUGACAAGUUGGCUGAGGAAAGUGGGCUUGCCAGAACAGACAUAGUUAGUUGGUUUGGGGACACCCGUUAUGCUUGGAAGAAUGGAAACUUGAAAUGGUACUACUACUAUCAAAGCUCCAAUUCAAGUAGUUUGAAUGGUCUUUCUUCCCUUAGGAAAAGAGGGAGAGGCAGACCCAAAGGACGGGGCAGAGGCAGACCACGUGGGAGGCCUAGAGGAGGCAAAAGAAUGAACACCUGGGACAGGGUACCAACACUCAUAAAGUUUAAAACUGGAACAGCAAUACUUAAGGAUUAUUACCUGAAGCACAAAUUUCUUAAUGAGCAAGAUCUUGAUGAACUUGUCAACAGAUCACACAUGGGCUAUGAGCAGGUCAGAGAGUGGUUUGCAGAAAGACAGAGAAGAUCUGAGUUAGGUAUAGAAUUAUUUGAGGAAAAUGAGGAGGAAGAUGAAGUUAUUGAUGAUCAGGAAGAAGAUGAAGAAGAAACAGAUGAUAGUGACACUUGGGAACCCCCACGACAUGUGAAGCGGAAGCUUUCUAAAUCAGAUGACUGAAAUCUACUUAAAGUUCCGAAGGAGAAUAAGCUCUUCAGCUCCAGAUGUCUGAGUUACUGUGAAUGGCCCAGUUCUUGAUGACACUGAAAAUGCGUACUUUGGGCAUACAUACUCUCAAAACAGGAUCCAAUGUCCAAAAGAAAUGGAACUUGAUGUCGUGCCAAAGUCAAACUGCUGCAGUCGGGGGAAGGUCUGCAAUGUAAAUAGAGCGCUAAUUAAAAACAACUUGUAAAAAGUGAGAUUUUAAUACAGUCCGUUUUUAUUCUGCUAGGACGGAGACUUUGUGAAUCUUUGACUUUCUAAGGGGUUAAUGACCACUAGAGCUUGUCCUCACUUGUAGUCCAGCUUACAGCUAUGGAAGGUAGGCAGCGUCGCCUGUUUUCUUGGACACAUGAUUAAGCUCACAGCUUUGAGUGACCAAACAUUUUCAGAGUAAAAGUUCUUAGAAAUGGGAGGGGGAGCCACACCCUAGUUUACUUAUGUGUCUUAUUUAUCAGGUCCUACACCAAAAUUAAAAGUUGUACAUGGGCUUUCCCAGUUUGCAAUGUAAAAACAGCCUGGAGUAUUAUGUUGGAAUAGGAAGACUUGCUGGCCUUCAUGACUGCACCCUCCUCUAAACCGUGAGAUAAACCACUCUUUCCACUGGCAGUAUUGUGUGACUGCUUUCUGUCAGUAUCUGACUGAAGAUACUAGCCCAAAGGGAAAAGGGCUUAAUGGGGAGAAACUCCAAAUACUGUUCCAAACAUGUGGAACAGUCCACGGUCAAGUACAUGCAGCGCGGUCUUCCGGGUGUGUGGGUCCGCAAUGCCAGACAGGUGCAGAACAGAUUUUGCAAGAUUAUCUUUCCAUGACAUUCUACCUUGUGUAAUGAUUUCAGUGAACAACGAAAAAAAUUCUGAACUGAUCCUAAUGAGUUGAAAAUUAGCUUUUCCUGUAAGAAUCGGGGUGUUCACGGUGCCUGCUGUAUCAGGGGACUCUGUUCCUACUGACUUGUAAUUUAAGACGGUGCUGCCAUUCAUGUUGGAAAAGGCCCCUUUCUUCUGUGAUCAGAGGACCACCUUUCAAAAUGUGCUUUCCUCACAGAACAGUCAGUUCAAUUAGAUCGGACUUAAAAAAUAUAUUUUUGAAUGAUCACAUGUGGUAGGUUUGGCCAGUUUGUUUUCUAAUUUAAUGAAUAAUAAAUACUAAGCUCUUGGUUAAAUGUUUGUCAGCUAAUGAAACUGUUAUGAAAAAGCCUUGAAUAUGCAUGCUGCUUUCAUUUUUAUAAACUUUUUAUUUUUUAACUAUAGCUUUAUUAGCAAUUCCCAAAUGCUGCAAUUUGCUGAUUUCUUCACUCAGACAGCUGGCUUUGUGGGUGGCUUUUUUCAUACUACUGUUAACUUUUUUAAAAAGAAGUGAUGUAAAGACUGUAACAAUUGAAUGCACUAAGCUGUUUUUCUUUUACACAUCUAAAAACUUCUUAAAUACUCUGUAUUAUAAUGAUUAAAUUGCUCCCUUUUUAAAACCA